AUGCGCUCAUCUGGACCUUCGGCCAAUUCCUCUCCUAGACGGAGAGCCCUUCAUGAGCGAACGCCAUCCCAGACGAACGAGACAUCGCCGCCCGCAUCCAUACGACUUGCCAGCGAUAAGCAUGGUAUCCAGGCCGAAGAUGAUGACGACGAAGUUUACACGGCUACUCCAUACCCAACGAAGCCGGAGCAUAUUUUGUUACCACGGCCGGGGAAAGGGCAUGAAUUCAUCCCGGAUUCCAGGUUCCACGUAGACGAAGCGCCAAACGAAUCAACUGGUACACUAUCUACAGAUGCCAGCCAUGUUGCCGACAGCAGUCUAAUUGAACAAUCUAUUGGUGAUCCAUGGGAUUUAUCAUCGACCUUUGAUGCUGCGAACACUCCUUCGCAGGUCUGGGAGGAAGAUCCUAGUUCCAGCAAGUCAUCUUUCCCAGACACCAAUGAGCAUAAACCAGUUGAUCGCUCGUCCGAUGAGGGUUCGGUUGCCGCGUAUUCAGAUGAACCAAUCACACUAACCCCAGCGGUUCCGACCAUUAAGACGGUGGUUUCCAAUACUUCUUCCCGACAACCCUCUAACCCUGAGAAUGCAGCGUCAAGUAAUUCCAGCCCAAAUGUUGUUCCAAUUGGACCGCCCUCUAGCCCCAAUUUCGUUGCACUCGAUAGCUCGAGCCUGAACUUUGUCCCAAUUGGCACUUCUUCAAACCCCGAUUCUGGCUCCCGGUCCAAUUCGCUAUCUUCCCUGAACUCGUUGGGAACUGUCAUCAGAUAUGCAGGGGCCGGCCAAUGGACGCAUGGUUCCUCUUCCGAGCAAUCAAGCUCGCGAUCUCAUUCCUUUCGCUCCAACCCCCCUCUUCCUUACGUGCCAUCAGUGCGAUCUAGUUCAGCUCGCCCUCGCGACCGGAGUAAUUCCCGAUCUGCAGCAUCGUCCUCGCGAAGUGACCCGCCCCCGGAUAUUCAAGCUAUCGUGGACAGUGGUGUGUUCAUACAGUAUCCCACAAUCCGUGCCCCAUCAUCUUCAGGCUCAAGGAUAGAUGUGACUCAUGUUUCGGACUCGUCGGACCAGGCCUUGCAGGACUCUACAGCGGUCUAUUCAUCUGAUCACUUUAGGUCGCAUUUGUCAACAGUUACAUCUCGUUGGUCUGCCGAGUAUGACUCGAGAUCUCCUACUCCUGGCGACGAACCUGCGGAGGGGACACAGGAGCCAUCGACGCCUGCUGCAGCUCUUCAGAAAACGGCGUCAUCUUCGGUUUGGCUCGUGAACGACCCUGAAAAUGAAUAUAUGGACAGCGUCUCCACUCUUCCGUCUCGCGGCAAGCACUCGCGAUUUCCGGCUAGCUUCUCUUCCGGAUCCAGACAAGGCAGUCUGCGGAGUACCACCCGGCCUGGUACUGGCUCUGGCACUUUCAGUUUUCUCCCAGCCUGGGCCCGGAUGUACUAUCGCUCUGAUGGGCAGGCUGUGAACUCUGCUGAACCCAUAGCAGAUGUCAGCCGUCCUCCCACAGCAUGCCCUACGUCUUCAAAGCCCAACGCUUUUGAGCGUAUGUCUGCGGCUGUAAGUCGACCAAGAGCCCCCACCAAUGAAACUCACCUUGCCGUUCGGUGGAAAGCCUCGGAUCCACGCGACCCCAGGAGUCACUGGGCAAGAAGCCCUGAUGAUGAGGAGAGACCCGGAAGCUCUCGGCAGCAAUUGCGACAUAGUUGGUCUCCUCAUCUGUACCCUGACAGACGUAUUGUUCGACAAAGAGCGAGUGGUUGGGGCGCUCCGUCAAUGGACUCUAGGACUGAGCCAUUAUUGGGUCGGCGGAAUAUUCAAGUGUGGUCCUUCUGUUUGGGAUUCAUGUUCCCCUUUGCCUGGCUUAUCGCUGCCUUCCUUCCCUUGCCUCCCAAGCCAAAGACGAUCUCAGAGGAGAUGGCGAACCCGAGCUUGAAACGGCGCUCCAGAUGCGGCUUGUUGAUCUCGGGCGGAGACGGUGCGGUGAUCAUUGUCAUCAUUAUCAUCCUGGCUGCUGUAGGUACCACGGUGGGCUUUUAG
Aspergillus tanneri is the source of this 2031-nucleotide messenger RNA. RefSeq names its product putative serine-rich protein. The record is from RefSeq and is a predicted model, not a curated record. Bases 1 to 2031 code for a protein of 676 amino acids. Lineage: Eukaryota; Fungi; Ascomycota; Eurotiomycetes; Eurotiales; Aspergillaceae. The transcript is spliced from 4 exons.